Molecule: messenger RNA, 3586 nt
Organism: Macrobrachium nipponense
Lineage: Eukaryota; Metazoa; Arthropoda; Malacostraca; Decapoda; Palaemonidae
Product: nephrin-like
Molecular function (GO): protein binding
Source: RefSeq, a predicted model, not a curated record
GACAGUGUAGGUGAAGGUGUUGUGCAUCCGCGUUAACGGGUACUUGCUGUUGGGGGUGCGUUGCUUCUCCCCUCGAUUUUGCCCCCCUCCAACCCCCCGUCCCCUUACCAAAUCUCCCUCCUUUCGAAAAACGUCACUUUGUAUAAUAUUUUAGUCUACGAGAAAUCCGAAUUCGUAUCCGGAUUGUUCGCUGCUGUAUCGGCUACAAGUUUUUUUUUCUUUUUUUUACUCAGAGGGAAAUGUUUGAGUGAUUUUGAAUUUUAAUUACCAGGAAAUAUUUAUAUCGUGAUGGGGAAAAGUGGUGUGUUCAGUGCUCUCUGUUCUUGGUGAACUCAAGGUCUUGAUGAACGGGAUUUAAAGACUUCGUUGUGUUCUCCGAGGUCUUAACGAGAGGGUUAACGAGCUGCUGCAGUUGCAAGAGGCAUAGGUCAAUCUUCAUCAUAUCGGUGGCCAGACGUCCCCUGCCCCCGGUUACCUGAAAACGAAAAGCCCUUGAAGACCACAGAAAAAAUCCAGGUGCAGCAGCAGCAGCAGCAACAGCAACAGCAGGUCUUCAUCGAAUCUCGAACGUUUUUAUCUCACGGCACCACCUGGCAUGAACGUUUCUUAGGUUGAACGUUUCUACAUUUGAUAUGAAGAUGCCGCGUUCUGCAGUGUAAUCGGAAGAUAUAUUUUGUUACUGGUGCUUGGAAGUUAUUUUAGCCUUCCCCUUUACAGAAACAAUUAUAAAAAAGACUGACUAUUUUUAAUUUCAUAGAACCAAUAUUUAUGUUAUAUAGUUAAAGUGGAAUGAGAUAUGAUCCACCACUAUGGAACUAAAGCAACUGCGUUGCACGACCCGGAGGACAGAAAAGCUGCCAGAUAGUGACUCUAUACAGCGAGAGAAAUAACGAACAGCGCCAAAAAACUUAACAAACAAAACACAAAAGCAAAAACAAAAAAAGCCGAAGCGAGGAAACAAGGACACAAUCCAAUUCGUCUUCUCGGAAUGACUGGGAGGGCUGGGGGAGGAGGAGGUCCCUGCCAACGCGAAGGCCCUCUGAAGGCGUCACCGAAGAUUAUUGCGACGAAGACACUAACAGCCAAAACGAAAACACCGGCGCUUGUCAUUUUCACUUUGUUCCUGGCCGCCUGUCCCUGCGUCGGCAGAGCUGAUCCUUCGUCUGCUAAAUGGCCUAUGUCUAGCGUGAGUGGCGUAGCAGGGGCUCCCUCCCAACUCCCAUGCGUGGUCACCCACAACCAGGUGGGGGACAACCCCACCCUCGUCCUCUGGUACAAGGAUGGGGCUCGCCUCCCUUUCUACACACUCGACCUUCGGGAAGGCGAAAACAAGGAAGAGUUCGUCGACCCGUCAGUGAAAGGUCGAGCGAGGUCGGACGUGGACGGAUCGAACCUAAUCCUCGACCCCUUGACCGGGGCUGACUCAGGUCAAUACAAAUGUCGGGUCGAUUUCGAGAAUCUGCCCACACUCUCGGCUUUGGUCAACCUCACAGUGUAUGUGGUUCCGUCCCGUCUCGUGGUUCAGAAUGAGAACAGCCAACCUGUGACGGCCGGACUUUUAGGCCCCCUGACGGAGGGCCAAAAGCUGACUCUCUACUGCGUCGCCACAGGAGGUCGCCCGUUGCCGCAAGUUACCUGGUGGCGCGGAGACAAACUCCUAGCCAACCGGAGCAUCAUCAUGGGAGAAGACGGGUCCCUGCUGGGCCAGAACGAGGUCAGCUACAGCAUCUCAACCGACCUGGGCACGAUGCAGCAGGGCAGGAACGCCAAGCACGUCAGGACGGAGCUGACGAUUCCCAAACUCAGUCGAGACUACGCGCACGCAAACCUCACCUGCAAGGCCUCCAACAACAUCUCGGAGCCCCUCUCCACCACGCUCUCCCUCGACGUCUACCUUCGGCCCUCCGACAUCGAAAUCAAAGGGCCCGGGACGCCCCUGGUUGAAGGACGACAAGCCAAAGUGGAAUGCAUCGCCUCGGGCGCGUACCCCUCGUCCUCCAUCUCUUGGGAGAAGGCCCGGACGGGGGAGGACCCCGUCGAAAUCAAGGCACCCUCACGCCACCUUGGGGAUCGCACCUCGUCCAUCCUCACCCUAAUUCCGGAUGCAGAGGACCACGGGGCCAAGCUGACGUGCCGAGCUCAUAACCCGAAUAUUCCCGGCCCGGGCAAAUAUAAGACAACGACCCUACAAGUCACAUUUGCUCCGAGGGUGAACCUCCGCCUGGGAGCGAAUCUCGAAGGACAUCCUAUCACGGAGGGCAAGGACGUCUACUUCGAGUGUGAAGUCUCGUGUAACCCUCAAGCGAGGAACAUCGAGUGGCACAAAGACGGCGAAAAGGUGGAACACCAAAUGAAGGCGGGCAUUUUGGUGUCGAGCAGGAACCUCGUCCUCCAGAUGGUUCGGCGCACCUCCGCUGGCAACUACACCUGCACGGCCACGAACACCUUAGGAACUACCACGAGCAAUGUCGUUCCUUUGGUCAUAAGAUAUCUUCCGGUGUGCGUCAGCGGACCCCAGACCGUGGCAGUCGCAGAAGGGGAAGACGUCAGACUGAACUGCCAGGUGGACGCCCAGCCCGAUGACGACCUUCGCUUCACUUGGUACUUUAACAACACACUCGACACUGUCGAGGUCGAGCGACAUCGGAUCAAGGUGGAGCAAGGACACAGCUUCCUCGACUACACCCCCAGGUCGGCUCGCGACUACGGCACCCUCUCGUGUUGGGCAGCGAACGUGGUGGGCACCCAGGCCGACCCUUGUCGCUUCACGGUCGUCGAAGCAGGACCACCCGAGCGUGUUGGCAACUGCGUCCUGGUGAACCUCACCGUGGGGACCCUGGAAGUGGAGUGCACUGCUGGAAACGACGGAGGCCUGCCGCAGAGGUUCGUCGCGAGAGUCUACGCGGCCCCUACACACACCCUGCUGGUGACUCUGGAGGAAGAGACCCCUAGGUUCCACGUCGAGGGCUUGACGCCCGGACAAGACUACCUCAUUACGAUCACAGCUGUCAACGACAAAGGUUCCAGUGACCCUGAAGAAAUUGAUGCCGUUCGACUCAAGGUUGCCGAAAAGCGGAUGGGCGAAGUCUCUACCCCAGCAGUUUCGCCUUUGGUGGGCGUGUUCCUCGGACUUGUGGGCGGAUUCGUAUUUCUUCUCAUCGCCUGCAUCCUUCUCGCUCGAGUCAGGUCCAAUAAGUGCACCUGCUUACGCGACGGAGAGCGGGAGAGGGGGGCGGGCGUCGUGGGCGGGAGUUCGCCCCACGCCCCAGCUUCCAAAUCCUCCGGGUCCUCACGUCACAAUCUUCCCCACUCGUCCCACGACGAUGAAGACGAGGAUAGCCCCGAUGUCGUCAAAACUGCAAAUGAAACGGCUCAACUCCUGGAGGGUAGUAAAUGCCCAGAAAUCAUUCCUGCAAGAAGACCGCCACCCCCUACAGUCAUAGCAGUGUGAUGGGUCAGUGUGGAGUGGAAGGCAGCGCCCAGCUGGGAACUAAUGGAAGUGGAGGGCUAGGAGGUGGAGGAGGAGGAGGAGGAGGAAUGGUAGGAAGCAGUCUCGGGGGAGGCGGAGUUGGAGCGGGAGGAGUGG